Messenger RNA from Exophiala dermatitidis NIH/UT8656, 372 nucleotides. RefSeq lists its product as uncharacterized. Bases 1 to 372 code for a protein of 123 amino acids. The record is from RefSeq and is a predicted model, not a curated record. Lineage: Eukaryota; Fungi; Ascomycota; Eurotiomycetes; Chaetothyriales; Herpotrichiellaceae. The transcript has 3 exons.
AUGCCGCAACCCGUGGCCUCCACGCAAGAAUAUUGGCUUCCGGGGUAUGGCCUCUCACGCCAUAUCGUGCUCAGGCAAUUGCAGUACUUCUUAGGACCCUCUGCCACAGUGAGGCCCUACUCGUACCAUGGUCGAGAAGGCUAUUUGAUCAACGGAACUCCUUUGACAAAGGAGCAGAUUGAAGACCUGAGGCGACAGUCUCGUGAAUACGAAAGGCAGCAGACGAUACGAAUGUCCAGCAAAGCCAUUGCAGCUUCCGACGCCGCCGAGCCUGACAUUAAUGAGCUCGUGGUUGUCACUGUGGGCCGCCGUCAGAACUCAGGUCAUGAUUCCAAGUCAUACUCGCCAUAUCAACGGCAACGUAGCCGAUGA